GUUAAAUUUCGUUUGGUUAUUGGGAGUUAUAGUUCAGAAGUGAAGAAUUCUAUCGAGUUUAACAUAUCCUGUUAUCUACUAAUAAUUUUGACAAAUCUAAGUUUUAUAAUAUCACCAGAAAGCUAAGAAGGCAUUGUGUUUAUUUGGAAACACAAUAUACUCAACAUAACAUCGGAAAGAUACAAACUGUGGCAAGUACUUAUUUUCACUAAAAUCUGUUGGAAUAAUUUAUCAUUCCAUGGUACAACUUAUUUAUUACGAAAGCCGUGGGAUAUCCUGCAGUUAUCUUCUACGCAAUGGAAUGAAAAAAGUGGUAGUCAAAUUGGAAGCAUGUGAAAAUUGGCCAUAUCCAAGUUCAGAGUCACAGUGGCUAUUGACAUUUAAUCGAUUUUUAAGAAAUUGGUGCAAAGUUGUUCAAAUAACAAGCGGAGGAACUAAACGAUAUGAAACAAUCGGACAUGCAACAUUUACGAAACUAGAGGGCACAAUGUUUGUAACAGGAAAAUUUAAAACUGAUUUGGCAGGAAAGCAACAAAAACUGCCAGAUUUUUGUUUGUAUCUAACUACAAACAUCAUGGAUACUGAUUUUUAUCGUGGAUGUUUACUAACUGGAAUGUUGGAGAGAGGCAAUCGAAAAUUAGGCAUUUGGGAGUCGACACAUUAUGCGUAUGUUAAACGCGAAGGUUACUGAAAACAACAUUCUACUCUUUGUUGUCAUUAUUUUUGUAAAUUUUAUUGAAGCAGUUUUUAAAAUUGUGUUCGGGUGUGUA
This is a messenger RNA of Trichobilharzia regenti, 770 nucleotides long. NCBI's taxonomy places the organism in Eukaryota, Metazoa, Platyhelminthes, Trematoda, Strigeidida, Schistosomatidae. The record is from the annotation of a GenBank genome assembly.